UGUUCGCGCUGCAUUUCGAUCAAACAAAACAAAUUUUUAUUUUGCAAUACAAUGUGGCGUAAUUAGCAUUAAAACAUAGAUUUAGGCAAAAUGGAGCAGUUACUAGAGCAGGCGAAAGCAAAUGUGCAGGAUAAAUUCAAUGAAAUACGUGCUGCCCUAUUGAUGCGCGAAAAGUUAUUGCUGCGUCAGCUGGAGGUGAUUGCCAAUACACAAAGGCAGCAGGAGACAGCGCCACUAUAUACGGAAAGCGAAGGCGAUAACAAAGAGUGUGAAAUGUGUUUUGUGACUGGCAAAGAGGAAGAAGAAUUGCUGCUGUCAGCUAUAAGGCGCUUUGGACACUUUCAGCUGGAUAGCAGCAUGCAGUUGGCGCUGCAUAGAACACAGGACAAUCGUACGGCAGGAUUACGCAAUGAAGAUUAUAUAGAGCCAACAGAUGAUCAUGAAACUAUGUACAAAUGCUUGGAGGAAACGGACUACAAGCUAAAUGAUGAUGAGGCACAAGCAGAGUCUAUAGUGGUAGACUUUUCACGAAACAAGGCGCUGCUGGAGGACAAUGCCAAGCGUUCGAUUAUAAACAUAACACUGCAGGAAGCAAAGGACUUGAUACGGCGAGCUAAAAUCAAGCGUGAAACAUAUGUGCCACCAUUGAACCUAGAAGAGCUUGAUGAUGAGCUGGAAUCAUCUAUAGCUGAGGCGGUUUCCAGUCUAGGACGCAGCUGCUCCGAGCAGCAGGCCCCACUAUCAAAUCAAAGCAAGCCCAAAGCACGCAAGCCACGCUUCAAACCCAAAAUUACUAUUAACAAUUGCAAUGGCACCAUCAAUCUUCGCAAUAUUGCCAGCCUGACCAUCAACUGUGCCAGUGAGGAGGCGGUAAGUGCAGCAUUGCCAUUGACUACGCAGGCGCCUGCAGACUCCAGCAGCAGUCCCACCGAACAGUCCAGCAUCACGCCCAGCAGUUCAACUUAUUCCAGCAAUGCCAGCUCACGCUCGCAAUCAAAGAAACAAAAAAACAACAAGAUCUUGGAGCAGCCUGUAGCCAGUACUUCGGACUCUCAAGACGAUGCCUGUGACUUUUACAAUCGUUUGCUUAACGAAAUCAAAAAGAGUUUAAAAACACAACCGAAGCCUGAAUACCAAGAGCCGGCUGCCACAACGACAACUGCGGCUGAACCUGUCUCCAGCACGGCGGAGAGUGAAUCGAUACUCUCUUCUCAGGUGCAGCCGGGCAAACGUCUCGUUUUAAAGAAUUUUGAAAAUCUUAAAAUCGUUUUGGAAGCCAAUAGCGGCGACGAGGAUUCUUUUCAUCCGGUGCAAAUCGAGCAAUGGCUGGCAGAGAUUAUAUCCGAAACGGAUUUGGAGCCCAUGCAAAAUACGGAUAUACUGGAGCACAGUCACAUAAACAAUAGCGAAAGCAACUAAUCGCUUUGAACACACAG
Messenger RNA from Drosophila busckii, 1436 nucleotides. RefSeq lists its product as uncharacterized. Lineage: Eukaryota; Metazoa; Arthropoda; Insecta; Diptera; Drosophilidae. The record is from RefSeq and is a predicted model, not a curated record. The transcript has 2 exons. The coding region runs from base 91 to 1419 and encodes 442 amino acids.